CAUAUUCCAAGACUUAUUCUUUCUCCCUUCUCUCUGAAGAGGCCAAAUGCAUAGACCAAAACAGAGUACUGCAAGAGCUAAUAUCCUUUUCCCAUCUUUCCUUUUAAUUUGCAACUAUCUACCUUUAUAUUAUUUUAAAACUUUAUCAUUGGCCGGCAUCCUUUCUCCUCUUCCAUCAUUAGUCCCAAAUCUUAUGAUGCGUAUCUAACAAAUUAUUCAUUUAAGCAUCCCAUACAUCAAGGAGCAGAAACAUGUCUGCGAGACCCAGUCGCUUUCUUUCAGAAAUUUUCGGAAGAAAGUGGCAGGUGAUGGUAUUGAAAGUAUAAGAUGACAGGCAAUUUUAUAAUUAUUGGGAUCAUUGCUGUUGCCGUAAUUAUAAUGGCCUUUGCAUCUUGGUGUUUUCUGAAAAGGAAAUCAGUAAAAGUACUUCCAAAGGAGAAUCCUGCAAUCCAUUCAGUUUCUGUUUCUGAAACGUUGAUGCUUGAGGAGAAUGACUGCAAGCAAAUUUCUAUUAAAGAGAUUUAUUCUGCAACAAACAAUUUACAUUUGCACAACUUCAUUGGUCAAGGCAUCGCUGGAAAGGUGUAUAAAGGUGUUCUUUCAAACGGAUGGCAAGUUGCAAUCAAGCACAUCAUUAAGGAUGAACAAGCCGAGACCUUUCUAAGAGAAGUUACGAGUCUUUCUCAUGUGAGGCAUCCUAACCUUGUAAUAUUGCGAGGAUACUGUGAAAGACAACACGACUGCUUCCUUGUUUAUGAGCUCUACGGAAAUGGCUGUCUUUCUGAAUGGCUUUUUGGUAGAGGAAAAGUACUUUCAUGGCUUCAGAGACUUAAGAUAGCUAUAGGCAGCGCUCGUGGGCUUUAUUUUCUCCACACCUAUGAAGGAGGAUGCAUUGUUCAUCGUGAUAUCAAGCCAACCAAUAUUCUGCUAGAUGACAACUUUGAAGCCAAGCUAGCAGACUUUGGCUUGUCGAAAUUGAUAGACCUUGGUGUGUCUCAUGUCAGCUCUGAAGUGAGAGGUACCUUUGGCUACGUUGAUCCAGAAUACCGACGAAACCACCACGUGAAUGCUGCAGGAGAUGUUUACAGCUUCGGGAUGGUUCUGUUUCAAAUUAUUUCGGGGAAGAGAAUGAUCAGUCUGGACAUAACAAUGCCUGCAUCAUUAGACAAAAUGGCUAAGGCUCUUAUGAAUGGAGGAAAUACUUUGGAGUUUGUGGAUCCAAGAAUGAACGGAGAGUUCUCAAUGGAAGCUUUUAAUGUGGUGCUUAAAGUUGCCAUCUCUUGUACUGCGCACAAGCGACAGAGGCCAUCAAUGGGGGAGGUUGUGAAGAAGCUGGAGAGUGCGCUGGAAAUUUCAGCUAGACAGAAUGAUGCUUUUUCUGAGGCAAAAGAGCGCAGCAUACCGGCGAAGGAACGCUGCUCAGGUAUAGGCUCGUGCUGCAAGGCUUUAGGACUUUAGA
This is a messenger RNA of Phalaenopsis equestris, 1459 nucleotides long. Its product is annotated as putative serine/threonine-protein kinase. Bases 328 to 1458 code for a protein of 376 amino acids. Gene Ontology annotation, biological process: protein phosphorylation. Gene Ontology annotation, molecular function: ATP binding; protein kinase activity. Lineage: Eukaryota; Viridiplantae; Streptophyta; Magnoliopsida; Asparagales; Orchidaceae. The transcript is spliced from 9 exons. The record is from RefSeq and is a predicted model, not a curated record.